AUGGCCACUAUUGGUCGCAGAUGGAUGGGCCUGCUGACACAUUUGGGCGCCAAAGUCGACUUUACUGGGAGUAUGACAGGCUUAAACACCAAGGCGCUCGAAGAUUACAACAACGUGGUGGCUGAGAUUGAAAGAAGCUACCAGGCAUCGACUGGAACUAUCACGGUUCUCCCCGACGAGAUCCUGGUACCAAUUUUUGAAUCUUUCACACAAGUAUCCCGCAAAGGCGGCAGAUGGACACAUACAAGCAUUAGUCCGCUUUCCUUCGUCUGUAAACGCUGGCAAAGGAUCAUCAUUGGUACACCGUCACUUUGGAGCAUUGUCGUGGCGAGCGACGAGGCGGAGGACGCGCUAGCAAACGCUGCAGUUUACGUCCAGCUGUCGAGAGACCACCCUCUCACGAUUAUAUACGACUUGGGGUGCACUGUGAUCGACCAGAUGGCUCUAAUACUCGCCCCUCAUUACUCCCGAGUCAAAAGUAUUCUUUUACAAUCCCGCAGCUGUUCCACAUCUCUGGAGGACACACAUCUUCAGUUAUUGUCUCUUCCGAACCUCGAGAGGCUCGAAAUGGAGGAGUCUCUUAUUGGAGAUACCUCCAAACGGACUGUCAUAGACAGGUUUAUGCGGCGUAAAUCCCCACUCACGAACCGCCUUUCCCUCGGGAAGCUUUCAUUCUCCCGAUUGAUUAGCAUCGAGGAUAAAUUACGGGCACUUACAGUGUCAAUUUCGUCCGUCAACUCCCGCACAAAAAAUCUCAGGACAUUGGGUUCUAUAGAUAGCCUAAAGGAUGUAACGAUUCUGGGGGGUGCUUGGAGUAUUGAGGAUGAUAGCAGUGGACAAUACUCUAUCGGUGAUGGGCCAUUAUCUUGGGAUAUUUUACAACUACCCGCAGCGCCCUUGACAGUAACAACAAACCUCAGCUCGCGAUGUACAGCUCUUCGACAAUUGGAAGUAACUAUCAAGUUGACUUGGGUUAACUUUCUUCUUGAUAUCAUUACAGAUUGUCGCUCGUUACAAUUCCUGGGUCUAAAAAUCAUACUCGGCGGCGAGGUAUAUCCUUCCCAUGCUAUGCAAUUUCCAGCGGAUAGAUCUGUUCCUACCCUGAGAUCACUUCACAUAACAUAUGAAGAAGAAACUCCAACACUUCUGGGAUUCUCCAUCUCCUUCUUCACAUGUGCGCUACUCAACAGCACUCCGUUCCUAUGGGAGCUUAGGAUCGAGGGACAACGUAUCUUUUUGAUCGCCGAAAUCAUUAUUCCACACAUAAAGGUGUUAAAACAUCUUAAAAUUGCAAGUCUGUACUGCCUUUCUUCAGGCCUUGCAAGCUCUGUGCAGAUUGAACGACUCCAAUCUCUCCAACUACGUACUGACUUCACUAUAAUCUCAAAUCUGCAUUGUGAUACUGUGGAAAUUCUUGAUGCUCACCUUGUACACUACUGGCGAUGGCGCUGCACCCUCUCGUCGGCUAAAUGGCCAAGAUUACGCAGUCUAAAGCUGCGAAGGGAAGGAGCAGAAAAGAUAAAUAUACGACUAGAAUUUUUAGAACUGGAGGAGUUGGUCAUAGAGGGCUUCAGCAUCAUCUCGGCUGUACUAUACUCCCUCGCCAGACACCCAACAGAUCUCCCUUGCCUCCAACGCCUUUCACUCCGCGGAGACGAAGUAGAAUGGGACAUGCUCUUUAUCGUACUGGAGAAGCGCAUACUCGCACAAAAGGACGGCGUCUCUCCCCUGGAUACCCUCGAGAUUCACGGACGCAUCUCGCCAUUCCUUCAAUACGAUCUCAUCAACCUCGUCGGUGGACGUCUUUUCAACCGCACGACAAAUUAUGAACUCUCGGUUCACUAUAAUCAUGAGAUCCUUUUCGACGACCAGAUUCCUGGAUGCGCCAGUUGCCAUUAUCGUCUUAUAGCAUGCAACCAAGACGUUAUACCAGGCGCAGAGUCAUGGGGUGGCACUCCUCCCCCAUACCCAGAAACAGUCUCAGAAUUGCUCAAACGACGUGCUAGAAGAAUGGACUAUCUAAUUAGCGUACGGGAGCAUCUGGCAGAACUCCGCCAGAUUGAGUGUCCCGCCGCGUCCGAGAUGAUCACUUUGACGCGCUACAGUACGCUACCUCCACUCUACAACUUUGACAUGUAA
This is a messenger RNA of Serendipita indica DSM 11827, 2139 nucleotides long. The record is from the annotation of a GenBank genome assembly. Lineage: Eukaryota; Fungi; Basidiomycota; Agaricomycetes; Sebacinales; Serendipitaceae.